This is a messenger RNA of Brassicogethes aeneus, 2739 nucleotides long. The record is from the annotation of a GenBank genome assembly. NCBI's taxonomy places the organism in Eukaryota, Metazoa, Arthropoda, Insecta, Coleoptera, Nitidulidae.
AAUGGCAUGUAGGCUUUUCCGGUGCUCCAUUUUGUUAUUCAGUAGUGGCGUGAGCGUGUGGUUGUGUCCAGUAUUGACACACAACCCACCUAAAAAAAAGUGAAAUAACUCAUUUAAAAAUACAAAAAAAAUUAAAAAAGCAAUCAAAAACCCCAAAAAAAUCGAAAAACAGUGGAAAACAAGAGAAAUAACAAACGAUAAAUCUAUUUUUUUCGUUUCAUAUGUUGAGGCAGCAGCGAGUAGCAUUUUGAUACAUCUGUGUAUUUGUAGUGUAGGAAAGAAGAAUGAAUCCCAGUGCCCCAAAUUACCCCAUGGCGUCUUUGUACGUCGGGGAUUUACACUCAGAUAUAACUGAAGCUAUGCUGUUUGAGAAAUUUUCCACUGCUGGACCUGUGCUGUCCAUUCGCGUAUGCAGAGAUUUGAUUACUCGUCGUUCUUUGGGAUAUGCAUACGUUAAUUUCCAGCAACCUGUUGACGCCGAACGUGCUUUGGAUACAAUGAAUUUUGAUGUUAUCAAGGGACGCCCGAUCCGUAUUAUGUGGUCCCAACGCGAUCCUUCGCUGAGAAAAUCUGGUGUAGGCAAUGUCUUCAUCAAGAACCUCGAUCGCUCCAUCGAUAACAAAGCUAUGUACGAUACAUUCUCUGCCUUUGGUACUAUUCUCAGUUGCAAAGUAGCUCAAGACGAGAAUGGCACCAGCAAAGGUUACGGUUUUGUCCACUUUGAAACCGAAGAGGCAGCUAACAAAUCCAUUGAAAAAGUAAAUGGUAUGUUGCUCAAUUCCAAAAAGGUAUACGUAGGCAGAUUUAUCCCACGCAAAGAACGCGAAAAGGAACUUGGAGAAAAAGCCAAAUUGUUCACCAACGUGUAUGUCAAGAACUUUGGUGAAGAUCUAACUGAAGAACAGCUGAGAAUAAUGUUCGAGAAAUAUGGUGUCAUCACCAGCUACAAGAUCAUGAGCAAAGACGAUGGCAAAUCCAAAGGUUUUGGUUUUGUUGCCUUCGAGAGCCCUGAAGCCGCAGAAACUGCUGUUGAGGCGCUAAAUGCAGGUAAAGAAUUGGUGGAGGGCAAGCCUUUGUACGUUGGCCGCGCUCAGAAGAAAGCAGAACGUCAACAGGAAUUGAAGCGUCGUUUCGAGGCAUUGAAAAUGGAGAGGUUGAACCGUUACCAGGGCGUCAACUUGUACGUGAAGAACCUCGACGACACCAUCGACGACGAACGUUUGAGAAAGGAAUUCUCCCCAUUCGGAACAAUCACCUCGGCCAAGGUGAUGAUGGAAGAAGGCAGAAGCAAAGGAUUCGGUUUUGUUUGCUUUUCUUCUCCAGAGGAGGCCACCAAGGCCGUGACGGAGAUGAACGGGCGCAUCGUGGGCACGAAGCCGCUCUACGUCGCUUUGGCUCAAAGGAAAGAGGACCGAAAAGCGCAUUUAACGUCGCAGUACAUGCAACGCAUGGCCAACAUGCGCAUGCACCAGAUGGGCCAGUUCAUCCAGCCCGGCUCUAGCGGCUACUUCGUGCCGACGAUCCCUGCGCCGCAGCGCUUCUACGCCGCCGCGCAAAUGAACCAGAUCCGCACUAGCCCGCGCUGGCCUGCGCAGACGCAGGUGCGCGCCGGCGGCGGCCAGGGCGGCGCCGCAGCGUACGCCGGCGGCCAAGGCCAAGGCGGCAUGCCCAGCGGCGGCGGCGGCGGCUACAGGGCCGCCGCCAGGCCGCCCAACAACCAGUCGGCGGCCAUGCGCGGCAACAUGAACGUGCCUCGGCCCAUCACGGGCGGACAGCAGCAGCCCGGCGGCCAGGGCGGCAUCCAGGGCCGCCCGCUCGCCGGUCAGGGGCAAGGGGUCGUGCCGUCCGGAGGACAGGGGCAAGGCGGCCGCCCGGCCAACUUCAAGUACACCGCCAACAUGCGCAAUCCGCCGCAGUCGAUGGCGAGCGCCGCUCCCGUGCAGCAGGCGGUGCACAUUCAGGGCCAGGAGCCGCUCACUUCGAGCAUGCUGGCCUCGGCGCCGCCGCAAGAGCAGAAGCAGAUGUUGGGCGAGCGGCUGUUCCCGCUCAUUCAGCGCAUGUACAGCGAUUUGGCCGGCAAGAUUACCGGCAUGCUGUUGGAGAUCGACAACACCGAGCUGUUGCACAUGUUGGAGCACAACGAAUCGCUUAAGGCCAAGGUCGAGGAGGCCGUGGCCGUGUUGCAGGCCCACCAGGCCAAACAGGCGGCUCAAAUUAAAAAGGAUUAACUUCCUUCUUCUAGUAUAUCUCUCACUCAGACAUACAUACAUAUAGUACUUCUUCUUUUUAGUUCUUUUUCUAAUAUAAUACACAGUUAAAUAAAAAUAAAAAAAUUGAAAACUGUCCUAUGACAAAAAAAUGUUACAUAAAAAAGCGAAACACUACCAUUUGUUUAACAACUCGGCUACAAAGACCAUUUGUAGCUCGAUACUAAACAGUUUUAAAUAAAAAUUAAAAGUUGAAAAAUUUUGUUCAUUUGUAAUUUUUUUGCUUGUUUGUAGUUUUUCGCUAUGUUUUUAAAUUUCCAUCCUAUUUUAUUUUUUACAAACGCCUAUUUUAUUGUAUCUUACCCAACUAUUACAUUGCUUAAAAACUUGUAAUACCUAGGCGUUUAAAUUAUUCAAUUAAUUAUCCACUUGUAUUCUAAAUCUACAUUUAUUAAUUUCAAUAAAAUUAUUAAUCAUAAUUGAAUUAUUUAUAAUUUUUAAAUUGGUUUGUGGAUACUUUCGUUUCCUUUUG